This is a messenger RNA of Diuraphis noxia (Russian wheat aphid), 1192 nucleotides long. RefSeq lists its product as uncharacterized. The record is from RefSeq and is a predicted model, not a curated record. Lineage: Eukaryota; Metazoa; Arthropoda; Insecta; Hemiptera; Aphididae.
AGUAGCGUGUGCAAAUUUUGUGAUCAUGAAGACCUUACAGGAUAAAAAAAAAAAAAGAAAAAAAAGGCGUUGGUGGAUAACAACACUAUACCGAAAUAGAGAUUUACAUAGUGGUAGUUUAUUGUUACAAGACCUACAAAAAGAAGACACAGAACGGUUUUUAAAUUUUUGCAGAAUGUUGAACAAUACAUUUAAUCAACUCCUCACCUUUAUUGAGCCUAAAAUGAAAAAAGGAGACACUCGAUUUAGGAAAUCUAUACCACCAAACGAAAGACUGGCCCUCACUUUGCGAUACUUGACUACAGGCGAUUCGUUUGCUAGUUUGGCAUUAUUAUUUAGAAUAUCAAAGGCAUCAAUUUCGUCUAUUAUAACAGAAGUCUGUACCGCUAUAAUUGAAGAACUUCAAGAUUACGUACAGAUGCCAAAAACUCAAGAUGAAUGGUUAAGUGUUGCUAAAACUUGUGAAGAAAUUUGGAACUUUCCUCAUUACCUUGGUGCAAUUGAUGGAAAACAUAUCCAGCUUCAAGCACCAAUUGGCAGUGGCAGUGAAUACUUUAAUUACAAAGGGUGUCAGAGUAGAAUAUUGGAUAGUGGAGUUUUUCGAAACACGUCUUUUUUCAAAUUACUACUAGAUGAAAAUAAAUUAGAACUUCCUCCAGCGAUGAUUUUGAAUGGAAGAGAAAUAGCAAUGACCUACGUAUUUGUUGCGGACAAAGCGUUCCCUUUAAAAGAAAACAUUCUCAAACCUUACCCCGGAACUCACGAAAAGGGAUCCAUCAAAAGAACGUUUAAUUAUCGACUAUCGAGAGUCCGCAGAGUUGUCGAAAAUGCGUUUGGUGUUUUAUCGGCCGUUUUUCGGAAACCAAUGUUGUAUGAACCAGAAAAGGCAACUAUUGUAGAAUUGGCAUGUAUAUAUCUACACAAUUUUUUAAGAAGAGACAAAGCAUCUAAGGAUAUGUAUUCACCAUCUGAUUCGUUUGAUCGUGAAAUUGAUGGGCGGAUUAUUGAUGGCUCAUGGAGACAUGAAGUAAAUAGUAACAUUUUACGACCAAUACAAAAAAUUGCAAGAAAAUUCCCAAGAGUUGCAGAAGAUUUAGAACAGAGUUUUCAGAAUAUUUUUCCAAUAAUGGUGCAGUAUCAUGGCAAUCGGAAGUAGCCUAGAAUUUUUUUAUAAACAUUUUUCAAUUUUUUA